Cetraspora pellucida is the source of this 306-nucleotide messenger RNA. NCBI's taxonomy places the organism in Eukaryota, Fungi, Glomeromycota, Glomeromycetes, Diversisporales, Gigasporaceae. The record is from the annotation of a GenBank genome assembly.
AUGUCUCUUGACAAUACAACUUCUAAUAAAAAUUCUGAUUUGCAAUAUUUAAUUACUUUUAAAUAUAACUAUUAUGAUGAAUUGAUAAUCAAUCAUGAACUAGUAAGAGCUACUGAUAAUGAAAUAAAUAAAGAACAAAAAUAUAUAAAAAAAUCAGACAAAGAUACAAAUAUAAAAAUAAGUACUAGAAGAAGUAAAGAAAGAGGUAAGGAUAGAGAAAAAGGUAGAGGUAAAGGAAAAGAAAAGACCAAAGGAAGAGAAAGAGGUAAGAAAGAGAAAGAAAUAAAGAACAAAGUAAUUAUUUAA